Asparagus officinalis (garden asparagus) is the source of this 2641-nucleotide messenger RNA. Its product is annotated as zinc finger MYM-type protein 1-like. Gene Ontology annotation, molecular function: protein dimerization activity. The record is from RefSeq and is a predicted model, not a curated record. Lineage: Eukaryota; Viridiplantae; Streptophyta; Magnoliopsida; Asparagales; Asparagaceae. The coding region runs from base 38 to 2572 and encodes 844 amino acids. The transcript has a single exon.
UGAAAUCUUUUUACUUGGUAUUUUAUAUUUUUAAAGCAUGCCUAAUAGAAAAUAUGAAAGUGGUUGUCAAAAAUUGAAGAAAAGAAAAAGAGUUGAAAAAUUAAUUCGAUCUCAACAAGGAGCUCUUGAUAAAUUUGUUUUUAGUAAUAAAGAUAAUAUUACAUCAACUUCAACAGAAGAAGAAAUAAUAGAUGAUUCUUUACUUGAGAAUGAAUUAGAAGAAUAUGUUGAGAAUUUAGAACAAAAUAAUGAUAUUAAUGAUAAUAAUAUUCAAGAAGAAAAAGCUAAUACUCCUAAUGGUAAUGAAGAAUAUAAAGAAAAUUCACAUGAGGGCCAAGAAAAAAUUUUAGAGAUGAAUGAGAUAUCAAAUUCAAAUAUUUAUGAUCCUGGACAAUGGAAAUGUAUUGAUCAAAAUUUUAUAGAUCUAAUAGUUGAAAAAGGUCCAAUUAAAUAUGAAGAAAUAGAUUUUCCCAAAGAUGAAAAUAAUAGACACUUUUCUACAUCAUAUUACAUACAAAAAUUGUCAAAUGGAGAAAAACAUGAAAGAAGGUGGUUAGUUUACUCAAAAGAUUUAGAUAGAGUUUUUUGUUUUUGUUGCAAAUUAUUUAGUUUAAAAUCUAGUACAAGUCAGUUAGUUAACGAAGGUACUAGAGAUUGGAAAAAUCUUGGAUAUAAAAUUAAAAGUCAUGAAACAAGUCAUGAACAUAUCACUAAUAUGUGUAAGUGGGUGGAUUUAGAAAUAAGAUUACAAAAAAAUAAGACAAUAGAUAAAAACAUUCAAGAACAAAUUAAUAAAGAAAAAGAACACUGGAAAAAAGUUUUGCUAAGACUUAUUGCUAUAGUAAAACAUCUAUCAAAAAAUAAUCUUGCAUUUCGAGGAACAAAAGAAAAGAUAUAUGAAAAAAAUAAUGGAAACUUUUUAAGCUUAGUUGAAAUGAUAGCGGAAUUUGAUCCCAUAAUGCAAGAACAUGUUAAACGUAUUCAAAAAGGUGAAAUUCAAAAUCAUUAUCUUAGUCAUAAAAUGCAAAAUGAACUAAUAGAGUUGCUAGCUUCUGAAAUUAAACAAAUGAUCAUUAAAAAAAUAAAAGAAGCAAAAUAUUUUUCAGUUAUCCUUGAUUGUACUCCAGAUGCAAGUCAUCAAGAACAAAUGACUCUUAUUUUAAGAUGUGUUGAUACUUCAACAAGUCCAAUAAAGAUUGAAGAAUACUUUUUAGAGUUUUUAAAAGUAGAUGAUACUUCGGGAAAAGGCCUUUUUGAUGAACUUUUAAAUAUUUUGGAAAAAUAUGAACUUGAUGUUAAAGAAAUAAGAGGGCAAGGUUAUGAUAAUGGAUCUAAUAUGAAAGGAAAACACAAUGGAGUACAAAAGAGGCUAUUAGAUAUAAAUCCUAGAGCAUUCUACACACCAUGUGGUUGUCAUAAUUUAAAUUUAGUCUUAUGUGAUAUAGCUAAUUCAUGUCCUAGAGCUAUUUCUUUUUUUGGAGUGUUGCAACGUAUAUACUCAUUGUUUGCUUCCUCUACUAAACGAUGGAAAAUUUUAGAGGAUAAUGGAUGCAAGUUAUCUGUUAAAUCUUUAUCUCAAACUAGAUGGGAAAGUCGGAUAGAAAGUGUUAAAGCAAUAAAAUUUCAAGCUCCAAAUAUAAGAGAUGCUUUGAUUCAAUUAGCAGAAAUUAGUGAAGAUCCAAAGAUAAAAAGUGAAGCUAAUUGCUUAGCAACUUAUGAGAUUGAAAAUUUUGAAUUCUUGUUAGCUAUGAAUAUUUGGUAUGACAUAUUGUUUGCUGUUAAUUCAGUUAGUAAAAUCUUACAAUCUAAAGAUAUGCAUAUUGCUAUUGCUAUAGAUCAAUUAAAGGGUCUUAUUGUAUAUCUAGAAAAUUAUAGACAAAAUGGUUUUAUGUCUGCUUUGAAUUCAACUAAAGAACUUGCUAAUGAAAUGAACAUACAACCUAUAUUUCGUGAAAAACGUAAAAUUCAUAGAAAAAAACAAUUUGAUGAAAAUAUUGGUAAUGAAACAAUAUUUAACGCUGAAGAAUCUUUUCGUAUUGAAUAUUUCUUAUACAUAGUUGAUAAAUCGCUUGGCUCAAUUGAAAGUAGGUUUGAACAAUUUAAAACAUAUGAAAAAUUUUUUGGUUUUUUGUUUGAUUUGAAAAAGUUAAAAGCUUUAGAUGAUAUUGAAUUGAAAGAUUAUUGUCUUAAUCUCGAAAAUGCACUAAAACAUGAUGAACAUUUAGAUAUUAAUGGACUUGAUUUGUUUUCAGAAUUGAGAGUGCUUAGGGAAAUUUUAAAAGUAGAGAUUAAUAGUCCAAUUGAAGUGUUGAACUAUAUAAAACGUUUAGAUUCUUUUCCAAAUACUUGUAUUGCUUAUCGUGUAUUAUUGACUAUACCCGUAACAGUUGCUUCCGCUGAAAGAAGUUUUUCAAAAUUAAAAUUACUAAAAUCUUAUUUAAGAUCGACCAUGUUACAAGAUAGAUUAAAUGGUUUAGCAAUAUUAUCUAUCGAAAAUAAUAUGUUAGAAAAUAUUGAAUAUAAAACUUUAAUUAGUAAUUUUGCAGCUCAAAAGGUAAGAAGAAUGAGAUAAAAUCUAUUAUGAGUUGUACCAGUUAGGCAUCAUCUAAUAUUUCGCCUUGGGCCCCAAAAUUCCUAGGUA